Myotis davidii is the source of this 1695-nucleotide messenger RNA. It is a transcript of the gene GNA15, whose product is annotated as guanine nucleotide binding protein (G protein), alpha 15 (Gq class). The transcript is spliced from 7 exons. Gene Ontology annotation, cellular component: heterotrimeric G-protein complex. The record is from RefSeq and is a predicted model, not a curated record. Gene Ontology annotation, molecular function: guanyl nucleotide binding; G protein-coupled receptor binding; GTPase activity. Gene Ontology annotation, biological process: adenylate cyclase-modulating G protein-coupled receptor signaling pathway; action potential; phospholipase C-activating dopamine receptor signaling pathway. Bases 403 to 1695 code for a protein of 430 amino acids. Lineage: Eukaryota; Metazoa; Chordata; Mammalia; Chiroptera; Vespertilionidae.
GGGCCCAGACAACUGCUGGGACUCAGACUGCGUGGAGCCCUUCCCCAGCUGCCCUGCCCCGCCCUCCCCAGGGGCACCCACCUCUCCUGGCUGCCAGUCAACCUGUUUGGCCAGGCUGGGCAGGUCUGGAGAUGGGCGGGGAGCCCUGAGCCUCCGCACCCCCUCUCCUGCUCCUCCUCCUCCCCCACUGCCCUGUGCCCGGCACUCAGGCUUCUCUGAGCUGGGCUGCCUGGGUGCCUGAGGCCAGGAAGCCGGGGGCCCCCAGGGGGGUGACCCCCAAGAAGAGGGCAACCGCUUCACGCUUGGCUGCCGGGAGCCCUUCCUGGAGCCGUCAGGGUGGGGGUCCCCUCCCCCAGGGGGCCGGGGCCAUGUUGCCUUGUGCCUUCUGAGGCCCCCCGCAUCAUGGCCCGGUCGCUGACCUGGCACUGCUGCCCCUGGUGCCUGACGGAGGAGGAGAAGACGGCCGCCCGGAUCGACCAGGAGAUCAACAAGAUCCUCCUGGAGCAGAAGAAGCGGGACCGAGGGGAGCUGAAGCUGCUGCUUCUGGGCCCAGGUGAGAGCGGGAAGAGCACGUUCAUCAAGCAGAUGCGCAUCAUCCACGGGGCUGGCUACUCGGAGGAGGACCGCAAGGGCUUCCGGCCGCUGGUCUACCAGAACAUCUUCGCGUCCAUGCGGGCCAUGAUCGAGGCCAUGGACCAGCUGCAGAUCUCCUUCAGCAGGCCCGAGAGCAAGAACUACGCCAGCCUGGUCAUGAGCCAGGACCCCUACAAAGUGACCACUUUUGAGAAGCGCUACGCGGUGGCCAUGCAGUGUCUGUGGAGUGACGGCGGCAUCCGGGCCUGCUACGAGCGCCGGCGCGAGUUCCACCUGCUGGACUCGGCAGUGUACUACCUGUCACACCUGGAGCGCAUCACCGAGGAGGGCUACAUCCCCACCGCCCAGGAUGUGCUCCGCAGCCGCAUGCCCACCACCGGCAUCAACGAGUACUGCUUCUCCGUGCAGAAAACCAACCUGCGGAUUGUUGACGUUGGGGGCCAGAGGUCAGAACGCAAGAAGUGGAUCCACUGCUUUGAGAACGUGAUCGCCCUCAUCUACCUGGCCUCGCUGAGCGAGUACGACCAGUGCCUGGAGGAGAACAACCAGGAGAAUGAAGGAGAGUCUGGCCCUGUUUGGCACAAUCCUGGAACUGCCCUGGUUCAAAAGCACAUCUGUCAUCCUCUUCCUCAACAAAACCGACAUUCUGGAGGAGAAGAUCCCCACCUCCCACCUGGCCACCUACUUCCCCAGCUUCCAGGGGCUAGCUCACAGCAUGGCUGCCUCAGGAUGGUCAGACUUCAGCCCAGGUGGAAGCCUCUGCUCAUGAUGUGGCCUAGGAAGUUCCAGGUGGUCACAUCCGCCUUAUUCUAUUGGCCAAUAAAAUCACUCAGGUCAGCGCAGACUCUAACGGAGGCACCGUACAUUAUGAUGGCCAAAUGGCACGUGACGACAGGGAGGGACGGAAGCAAUGACAGCCAUCCUGGAGACAAGCUAUCUUUGUUUCCUGGGGCUGCUGUGACAAUGGCCACAGACUGGGGGGCUGAAAACAAGAGACAUUUAUUCCUUCACAACCCGGGAAGCUGGAAGUGUGAAAGCAAGAGCAGGGUCAGUUCCUUCAGGAGGCUCGGGGCGAGAAUCUGUUCUAGGCCUCUCUCCUAG